Aspergillus glaucus CBS 516.65 is the source of this 1220-nucleotide messenger RNA. RefSeq lists its product as uncharacterized. The transcript is spliced from 2 exons. The coding region runs from base 245 to 1132 and encodes 295 amino acids. The record is from RefSeq and is a predicted model, not a curated record. Lineage: Eukaryota; Fungi; Ascomycota; Eurotiomycetes; Eurotiales; Aspergillaceae.
UGCCUGAUCGAGAACUGGUAUUGUGGAUAAAGAUUGAGCAAUAUGCUGAGCAAAUAGUGAAUGAAGCCGGACAACCAACCUGUUACUUUGUUUCUCUUCCAUCUCACUUGAACAUGCUUAUUCUUAUAUUGCACACUUUGCAGACUUGUCAAAAUGAUCAAACAGCAAUUGCAACUUAUCGCAAACAAACAGCAGGAGCAGGUUAGUAGACAUACACCCUACCGUCGCUACGACACUGACCAUCAUGCUGGAGAAUCACCUCCAACCAGACCCUCCCCGAACCCCAGACAGGACAGUCUCAGACACCACAUCCCCCCACCUCGACCAAGCCCACUGGUCCAUCGACAACCUCCCCUCUGUCCUCUACGCCCUCCGCCCAGGAACCCAAUACAUCAAAUCUCGCGCGCGCGUCCGCGAAACACCCCACAAGAUCUUCAACAAACAUGUCCGCGACUUCUCCAUCCUCCCGUCCCGCAUCUCCUCGAAAGUCGAAGGCUGGCGCCUCGAAGCCUGGUUCCGUAUUGACCGCCGCAUUGAGGCGCAGGAUAUCCUCGACCGCGUUGACCCUAGGUUCCGCGGCGAAGUGAGCUCGUUGGAGAUUGAGCUGCGCCGCGAGGAAUUCCGGAGACUCUUCCAUGUCGCGGAUUGGAAGUCGCAGGUGUCGAUUAAUGAGGUUGCAAGGGUGGUGCACAGGAAGGGUGUGGAUUUGGGGUUGAAUACUACCCGUGGUGUUACGCCUGGUCUUGUUAAUCCAGAGAAGGGUGACGAGGGUGGGAGGAUUCCGGUUCCGGCUGAGAAGAAACGGGAGAAGACGGGUGGGGUGGCUUCGUGGCCGUUUUUUGUGAUGCAGGGGGUUAGGAAGCAGAGCAUGAAGAGCGAGGCGUGUUUUUGGCCGAGUGGGAGUAAGGGUUAUCCGUUGGAUAUGGGAGCGAGGACGGCGAAUGGGAGUUCGGGGGAGGUUCAGCGACCUCAGGGCUUGAGUGAACAGCCGCGUAGUAUUUCUUCUGUGCCGCCUGUUCGGAAGGCAUGGGUGGAGGAUCGACAGACAAAUAUCUCAGAAGAAACGAAAGCAACCCAAGACUCGACGUGUAUCGGUAUCAUAUCCAGAGACGCGCGAGCUGGCAAGUCAUGAUAACUCGCUCGUGUUUCGAGAGACAAGCUAUGAUCGCGGCACGAUGACCCUUGAAGAAUACCUUCACAGAAACAGAAUGUCCUACGAA